Mus musculus (house mouse) is the source of this 5101-nucleotide messenger RNA. Its product is annotated as predicted gene 45871. Lineage: Eukaryota; Metazoa; Chordata; Mammalia; Rodentia; Muridae. Bases 188 to 1699 code for a protein of 503 amino acids. Gene Ontology annotation, biological process: regulation of DNA-templated transcription. The record is from RefSeq and is a predicted model, not a curated record. The transcript is spliced from 3 exons. Gene Ontology annotation, cellular component: nucleus.
AUGAGGCGGUUUCUUCCGGGUGCCUUGCUGCAGGUUCCGCUUAAUAGCUUAUCAGGCUUGAGUGGUCCUGUGUGACGUGCUCCCUGUCUGGCGGCUGAUGCUGUGAAGCGCGCUCAGGCAAGCUCCGAAGUUGUGAUAUGGAUGCAGUGACCUAUGAUGAUGUGCAUGUAAACUUGACUCGAGAAGAAUGGGCUUUGCUGGAUCCUUCACAGAAGCGUCUCUACAAAGAUGUGAUGCUGGAGACCUACAAGAACCUCACUGCUAUAGGCAUGAAAGAAGUCAUACUGGAGAGAAACCCUCUGUAUUCAACACUCAAUGUGGUAAAGCCUUUGCAUGUCACACUUAUCCUCAAAGGCAUGAAAGAAUUCAUACUAGAGAGAAAUCCUAUGAAGGUGUUCAAUAUGAUGAAGCCUUGGUACAUCACAGUAAUCUCCAAACACAUAAAAGAACACAUCCUAAAGAGAAACCCUACAAAUGCGAUCAAUGUGAUAAAGCCUAUUCACAACAUAGUCAUCUCCAAAGACAUAAAAGAAAACACACUGGAGAGAAACCUUAUGAAUGUAAGCAAUGUGGCAAAGCCUUUGCAUACCAUUCUGAACUUCAGAGUCAUGAAAGAAUUCAUACUGGAGAGAAACCCUACAAAUGUAAUCAAUGUGGUAAAGCCUUUGCACAUCAUUGCAAUCUUCGAGUGCAUAAAAUAAUACAUACUGGAGAGAAGCCCUACAAAUGCAAUCAAUGUGAUAAAGCCUAUUCACAACACUGUAAUCUCCAAAUACAUAAAAGUACACAUACUGGAGAGAAGUCCUAUAAAUGUAAUCAAUGUGGUAAAGCCUUUGUAUAUUAUGGUUAUCUUCAAAGACAUAAAACAACACACACUGGAGAGAAACCUUACAAAUGUAAUCUAUGUGGUAAAGCCUUUGCAUCUCAUCGUUAUCUCCAAGUACAUAAAAGUACACAUACUGGAGAGAAACCCCAUGAAUGUAAUCAAUGUGGUAAAGCCUUUGUAUAUCAUGAUCAUCUUCAAAUACAUAAAAGAACACAUACUGGAGAGAAACCCUAUGAAUGUAAUCACUGUGGUAAAACCUUUGCAGCCCAUCGUUAUCUCCAAGUACAUAAAAGAACACAUACUGGAGAGAAACCCUAUGAAUGUAAUCAAUGUGGUAAAGCCUUUGCAUCUCAUAGUUAUCUCCAAGUACAUAAAAGAACACAUACUGGAGAGAAACCCUAUGAAUGCAGUCAAUGUGAUAAAGCUUUUGCAUAUCCUGGUUAUCUCCAAGUACAUAAAAGAACACAUACUGGAGAGAAACCGUAUGAAUGCAAUCAAUGUGGUAAAGCCUUUGCAGGUCAGAAUGUUCUUAAAAGACAUGAAAAAAUUCAUACUGGUGAGAAACCUUACAUAUGUAAUGAAUGUGGUAAAGCCUUUGUGAGUAACACUAGUCUCCAAAUACAUAAAGCAACACAUACUGGAGAGAAGCCUUAUGAAUGUAAGCAAUGUAGUAAAUCCUUUGCCUCUCAUGGCCAACUUCAAAGUCAUGAAAUAAUUCACACUGGAGAGAAACCCUACAAAUGUAAUGGAUGUGAUAAAGCCUAUUCACGACACAGUCAUCUCCAAAGACAUAAAAGAACACAUACUAUGACUGUAACCAAUGUGAUAGAGCCUUUACAGGUCACAGUGAUCUUCAAAGGUAUGGAAGUUUGAAUAUGCUUGGCCCAUGGCAAGUGGCACUAUUAGGAGUUGUGGCCUUCUUUGAGGAAGUGGAUCACUAUGGCAGUGGGCUUUGAGAUCCUAUGCGUAAGCCCCUCCCAGGGCAGAAGAGUUUUCUGGGUGCCUUCUAAUCAAGAUGUAAAACUCUCAGCUCCUCCAGCACCAUGUCUGCUGGACACUGCUAUUCUUUCCACCUUGAUGAUAAUAGACUGAACCUCUGAAUCUGUACAGAACCUUCAAAUAAAUGUUGUCCUUUAUAAGUGUUGUCUUGGUCAUAGUAUCUUUUUCACAGCAAUAAAACCCAGACUAAGACAAAGGGCAUAAAAGAUAACACGCUGAAGAGAAACCCUGUGAAUGUGUUGAAUAGUUCUUAUUGCAACAGAAGUAUUCAAACUUCCAUUCACUGAAACCCUGUUAAUGGAAGUAAUGUACAGCCUUUGUCCUUCACAGUUAUCACUGAAUGUAGAAAAUAACACAUACUGGAGAAAAGCCUUAUGAACCUCAAUGUGAUAAAGUCUGUUUUAAAAUCUGCAAAGAUCCAUAACAAUACAAACACCUGGUCAAAGUAAAUGCCAAGAAUUACUGUAAUCAAGCUGUUUGGGUUAAAAGGUUAGGUUAGGGUUAGGUGUUGGAGGUUAAAGGUUAUGGAGUUAGGAUUGGGGGUUAGGGGUAAGGUUUAGGGUUAGAGGGUUAUGGUUGGGGAGUAAGGGUAUAGGGAUUAGAGUUUAGGAGGGUUAAGGUUAGGGAUUAGCGUUGGGGUUUAGGGCUAGGUUAGGGUUAGGUGUGUUAAGGUUGGGGAGGUAGGGUUAGAGGGUUAGCAGUUAGGGGUUAUUAGGAAAAGAAAUGCCAGCAGUGAUUCCUUUUAGGGUUCAGGUUAGGGUGAGCUUUAGUGUUAGAGCUUAGAGAGAGAGACAGAGAGGCAUUACUUUUAGGGAGGAAAUAGGUUGGCUGGGGAAAGAGGAAUGAAAAUGAUAUAAAUAGAGUAUUCAUAUAUAUUCUCAACAAAUUAAAAAUAUGGUGAAUAGUAUCAAAGUAAAUAAACUGGAGGGUAAGGAGGACUAUUACCGCACACAUUAAUGAAAUUCAGGAAAAUUGUUAGGUCUUACCUUAAAACCUCAUAUAUUCCAAAGAAUUGGAAAACUCUAAAAUAAAAUACAUAGAUUUCUAGAUGUAUAUGACCUACCAAAAGUAAAUCAUGAAGAUAUUUUAAAAAAAUAAGUUAAGCAGCUUUGUAGAAAAAAAUAAAAGUGAAGCAGUAAUCAAAUAUCUACCAAUUAAAAAAAAUUAUCAGACCUUCAAUAAUAUACUAAGACAAAUGCUUAUCAAACUAUUUUAUUAAAUAGCAAAGAAGGAAACAUUACCAAACUGUAUAAAGCUAGUAUUAGUCUGAUACUAAAACCAGAUAAUAAACAAAAUUUUAAAAUUACUGAUUGAUCUCCAAUAAAUAUAUAUAUACAUAUAUGUAUAUAUAUAUAUAUAUAUAUAUAUACACGUGUGUGUGUGUGUGUAAAAUUCCUUUAAAAAUACUUGCAAACUCGAUUCAAUAAUAUAUCAAAAAAUCACUCACCAUGACCAAGCUGGUUUAUUCCAGAGAUGUAGCGCUGGUUCCAUAUGUCAAUAAGUGUUAUGAAUUUCACAAAUGAUCUCUUGUUUUUGAUAGAAUAGAAAUUAUAUGGGCCCAGGCAGUGGUGGCACACGCCUUUAAUCCCAGCACUUGGGAGGCAGAGGCAGAUGAAUUUCUGAGUUCAAGGCCAGCCUGGUCUACAGAGUGAGUUCCAGGACAGCCAGGGUGAAACAGAGAAACCCUGUCUUGGAAAAAAAAGAAAGAAAAGAAAGGAAAGAAGAAAAGAAAAGAAAUUGUACGGCGUCUUGAUAGACAUGGAAGGCUUUUGACAAAACCAACAUCAAUCAUGUCAAACAUCCCAAAGAAACUCAGAAUAUCAGAAACACAUCUCACCAUAAUAAUAUAUUUGGCAAGCCUAUAGCUGAUGUAUUAAAUGCAGAAAACAAGUGUUCCCACUUUCCUGACUCUUAUUCAAGAUGGUACUGAAAAAUCUUAGCUAGAACAAUAUAAAGCAAAUAAAAGAAAUAUAAUAUGGAAAGGAAGAAGUCAAACUAUCUCUAUUUGCAGAUAAUUCAAAGACUCUAAAGACUCCACCAGAAAACCUAAAGAAUGGAUAAAUUCUUUUCAACAAAAUGGCAAAACACAAAAAUGGCAAAUAUAGCCUUUUUAUAAACCAAUGAAAAAUAUACUGAGAAAGAAAUUCAGGGAAAUAAUCCCAUUCAUAACACUUUAAAAAUCCAAGCAAAAAAUCUCUUGUAUUAAACCUGACCAAGAGAGUGAAAGACCUCUAUGAUGAAAACUUUAGAUACUGAAGAAAGAAAUUAAAGAAGACACUAGAAGAAGGGAAGCCCUUGCAGGCUCAUGGGAUAACCAUACUUCCAAAGUCAAUUUAUAGAUUUAAUGCAACCCCAAAAGAAAUUAAGGGGUUGAGAAAUAUUGUCAAAAUACAUCAUAUACAUGCAUGAAAACACUAUAAUAAAUCCCAUUAUUAUGUAUAAUAAAUACUUAUUAAAACAUUUUGAAAACUUUAAUAUAGAUCCAAGUGGUUUUUAGAAACACAAUCACACAAAUACAUAUGACAAAACUCCAAAAUAACUGUCAGACAUAUGAUGUUCUGCCAGUAAUCCUAGCUCUGGUUAGGUGGAGACAGGUGGAGCCCUGAGAUUCAUUGUCAAACAGCCUAGCCUAAAUUACUGAUCUCAAUUGAGAGACCCGGCUUCAAAAACAAGGUGGGUAUUACCUGAGGAACAAUACCCAAGGUCAAUAUUUGGUCAAGAGAUGCAUGCAACCAUACAUUAAUACACACUAUAUACAAAUGGAACAUAAUUCAGACUAAAAGCUGUGGCACAUACCAAAACAUAGAUGGAUUUUAUACAAAAUGAAAUAACCCAGUUGCCAAAAGACAAAUAUAAUUUUAUUUUUACAAAGAGCCUAGAGACAUCAAAUUGUUAGCAAUGGAAAGUAGCAUGGUGGUUGCCAAAGGCUAUGAGAGGGAGAAGUGAAGAGUUAGUAUUAAUUUUGUAUAGAAUUUCAAUUUAAAAUGGUAAAAGAAUUCUGGUGAUAGAUGGGAAUAUUAAUCCAACAAUACUGUGAAUGUACUUAAUGCCACUCAACUAUCAACUUAAAAAGAUAAACAUGAUAGUUUUUAUAUUAUAUAUAUUUUACAAAAAUAAUAAUUAAAAGAUCCUCCCUCACCAUAAAGUGAGAGGGAUACUGGUCCUUGUAUAGCUGCAACUCAGUAACAGCAAUGUUCAUCUACUUUGGUCAGUUUCUUAACCAUUUCACUGCAUUUAUAUAUGUCUGUCUUAAAAAUAAAGUAACAUUAAAAUGUC